Carassius auratus (goldfish) is the source of this 2296-nucleotide messenger RNA. RefSeq names its product zinc finger protein AEBP2-like. Gene Ontology annotation, cellular component: ESC/E(Z) complex. NCBI's taxonomy places the organism in Eukaryota, Metazoa, Chordata, Actinopteri, Cypriniformes, Cyprinidae. The record is from RefSeq and is a predicted model, not a curated record. The transcript is spliced from 8 exons. The coding region runs from base 140 to 1408 and encodes 422 amino acids. Gene Ontology annotation, biological process: regulation of transcription by RNA polymerase II.
CGUCACGCUCGCUCCUCCCCCCGCGCGCGCGCCCCCGAUCAGCCUCCAGCAGUUGUCGAUCCGGUCACGGACAGCCUCGCGUUUCAUCCGUUUCCCGUCGCUUAAACCCGGUAAGACCGCGCGCAGACGAGCGGAAACGAUGGCCGCGAUGACUUCUGACGGUUCCCAGGAAGAGUCGUCGAGCCCUAGCGAACAAAACGGCGACGGGAGCGAGUCGGGCCUGCGCGCCGCCGAUCCGGAACCGGCCGUUAAGAUGGACGCAGCGGAGACCGACGAGAAGCUCAACGGACGCGAGUCUACCGAGCAGAAAACGGAGGAAGCCACGCGGGGAGACACCGGCAACGAUGAGGAUGGCGAGACCGAAGCGGAGGCGGAGAAAGAGCCGCAGAAGAGCCCCGGCGGCGCGGACGAAACGACGGAGCGGAUGAAGGGAGAACAAAGAGAGGAGGAGAGCGCGUCUCCACCGGCGGAGAAAAACAGCGGUAACGGCGGAGGACUGAAGAGGCGCGCGAGUCUGGAGAUGAUGAGCUCGUCCUCGGAAGGAGAGCCGCUCAGUCGCAUGGACUCGGAGGACAGUAUCAGCAGCACUCUCAUGGACAUGGAGAGCAUCGCAUCCAGCGGUCGAUCUACCCCAGCUAUGAUGAACGGGCACGGUGGGGUGUCUUCCUCCUCCACCAAGGGCUCAUCUUACCCCUGCUGUUGGGAUCAGUGCCACAUGCUGUUCAACAGCAGCCCGGACCUGGCCGAACACAUCCGCGGAGUGCACGUGGACGGACAGCACGGCGGGGUGUUCGUGUGUCAUUGGAAAGGCUGUAAGGUGUAUAACACGCCAUCCACCAGUCAGAGCUGGCUGCAGAGACACAUGCUCUCUCACAGUGGAGACAAACCAUUCAAGUGUGUGGUGGGAGGUUGCAAUGCCACCUUCGCCUCCCAGGGGGGGCUAGCGCGCCACGUACCGACCCACUUCAGCUCCCAGAAUUCCUCCAAACUCUCAAGCCAAGCCAAGGUGAAGGAAGACUCGCCUUCCAAAGCGGGCAUCAACAAACGGAGGAAACUCAAGUACAAACGGCGACGGUCGUUGCGUAAGCCACGACCUCAUGACUUUUUUGAUGCUCAGACCAUGGAUGCGAUCCGUCAUCGUGCCAUCUGCCUCAAUCUAGCCACUCAUAUUGAGAGCCAAGGCAAAGGCCACAGCGUUGUGUUUCACAGCACGGUGAUCGCCAAGCGCAAGGAGGAUUCUGGGAAGGUGAAGGUGCUGCUUCAUUGGACACCGGAGGACAUACUUCCAGACGCCUGGGUCAGUGAGAGCGACCGUCCCCAGCUGAAGACCAAAGUGGUCCACCUCUCCCAGCUUCCUCAGGACACAGCGGUUCUGUUGGACCCCAACAUCUACAGGAUGUUUUUCUAGAAGACUGGGUGGGGAGGGCAGCUUCUGUCAGCGCCUGCUGACGUACCCAAACCGAAGUGGACGCGCGGAUCUUUUGAGACGGGACUUCUUUCCCUUUUCCCCCUCCACUUUCUCCUUUUUUCUUUUUAAUGCUCUGAGUCUGCCAAAGCAUGCAGUGAAUUUUUAAUGUGCUUGAAGAGGAAAAAAAGCACAAAAUUGUGAACGGUGACUGUGCUGGACUUUUUAACUGUUUGGGAGGAUGUGUUGUUCACCACGGUUUUGGUUUUCCUUCCCUGCGUCCUCAGCUCUGCUGAUUAUCUCAUGCUUUUUUUCACGGAGGAAGUUCCCAUGUAAAUAUUCCAGGAGAAGUGUAAUAUAUUUUUGUACUGUGGAAAUGUUACUGUACUGUAGAUAGAUGUAAUAAGCCACAAGCUGACAGAAAACAUAAUUGUACAGAGUGUGAUGGUUAAUAGUUAUGGAUGAUGUGAAUGCUUCCAUAGAUUUUGAGAAUUAUUUUUUUUUUUUUCCCGAACACGCGCUCACAGACUCUUCUAACUGCUGCUCCAGCUACUGAUGAUGAUGAUGAUGAUGGGAUGUUAUCGCCCUCCGUCUGCGCCAUUUGUGCGUUCUGCUCAAGCCAAGGAGUGUAUAGACAUCCUAACGUAACGGUGCUAAAGCUAACACUAGCGAUUAGGCUAAUGCACACUAUAGGAUCAAUAAUGAUGGUGCUUCUUAGAUCAUGUACUUAAUAAUAAUCCGCUGUUUCCCGUACUUAGAUCAUACUGUCUUUGUAGUAAAGUUGAAAUGAUAUAAAAAUGUUUUUAUUUUAUUUUGGUUGCUUGUUUGUUUGAGUCUUCAGGUUUGCAGCUAACGCAGACUCUAGCCCGUAUAAACCUUGUGUUUCUCACA